Molecule: messenger RNA, 785 nt
Organism: Solanum pennellii
Lineage: Eukaryota; Viridiplantae; Streptophyta; Magnoliopsida; Solanales; Solanaceae
Product: NHP2-like protein 1
Exons: 5
Coding region: 127-513 (128 amino acids)
Biological process (GO): ribosome biogenesis; maturation of SSU-rRNA; mRNA splicing, via spliceosome
Cellular component (GO): U4/U6 x U5 tri-snRNP complex; box C/D methylation guide snoRNP complex; nucleolus
Molecular function (GO): RNA binding
Source: RefSeq, a predicted model, not a curated record
UGAACAAAUAAAAAAAUAGGGAUAUUUUCUAAUUUAUAGUCAAUUUUUUUCCUCUAAACCCUAAUAUCUUCACCUAAACCCUAAACUCCUCUUUCUCCUCCACAGUUCUCUCAAUCAGCAGCUGCCAUGGCAACAGAAACUGUGAACCCAAAAGCCUAUCCUCUUGCUGAUUCACAGCUUACAACGACCAUAAUGGAUUUGGUUCAACAAGCUGCUAAUUAUAAGCAGCUUAAAAAGGGUGCUAAUGAAGCUACAAAGACUCUAAACAGAGGAAUUUCGGAAUUCGUUGUCAUGGCUGCAGAUACUGAGCCUCUUGAAAUCCUUCUUCACCUUCCGCUCCUUGCCGAAGAUAAGAAUGUGCCGUAUGUCUUUGUCCCUUCAAAACAAGCUCUUGGCCGAGCAUGUGGUGUUACCCGUCCUGUGAUAGCUUGUUCAGUGACGAGCAAUGAGGGAAGCCAGUUGAAAUCUCAAAUACAGCAACUAAAGGAUGCCAUUGAGAAGCUCCUCAUCUAAAUGUUGAGCCUUCUACAGCAUGAUGAGCCUUUUGAGGCUUGGACUGAAGUAGUUGUCGUCCUGUUAGCACCUUUUUUUAAAUCCUUGUUUCAUUUUUGUUCGUGAAUCUUUACAAUCACUGUUCUAAGAGUACCGAUAAACACAUGAAAAUUUAAUAUCAGGUUUACGUUACAGUUAAACUUGAGUUUUAUUAUAUCGUGUAUAUCUAGGGGUCGUAAAUUGUAAUGAAGGAUCCUCUUUGCUUCAUUAAAUUUUGAUAUUCUUGGUCUCUA